GACUGAUCAGGAAAUUGAUCGAAUUACAGUUGUUAAUUCGACUCUAUAUGUGCUCCUCGAGCUCCUACUUACUUACUUACUUCCUUUGAAGAUCAUCAAUCAACAAUAUAUAUAUAAUCAAAUUUGAUUUGAUUAGAUAUCAAAGAGAGGGAGGAGAUUGAAUGAAAAUGGCGGGUGGUGGAGACGACAAGGAAGAGGAACAAGACGGAAUGUCGGUCCAUUCUCCGUGCAAGGUUCCACCUUCAUCUGCUUCUUCCCUUCGCAAGGAGCUAUCACAGGUUGAAUUGGAACUUAAGCUUCUCGAAGCUCUCUCAAUUUAUCCUCCUUCUAAAUUACGAGGUAUUCAUCGUCACUUUGUUCUCUAUGGUCUUAUGGAAUAUCUUCGAAAGAGUUUUGGUCGACAAUUCUCAUCGUCGGAGGUGUUGCAGUUGCUUGAUCGUUUCUAUGAUGUGGAGAUGCUGAAACCAGAUGAAGAAGAUGAAGAUAUUCUGAAUCAAGAGGAGGAAUUCUCCCUGCCUCAGAGUUACUUUUUAAAGGAGGAAUCUUGAAUGGCAACCUUGUUUUCUUUGUUUAAUCUCUUGGGUCUUUUCGAACUUUUACUUUUGGAAACUUGUGUCAAAAGCAACCUGAUAUAAAAUACUAAAACUCAAAUAUGAAUGAAUGAAAUAUCAGCUGCCAAAAUUAUACAUA
Messenger RNA from Impatiens glandulifera, 690 nucleotides. RefSeq lists its product as uncharacterized. The coding region runs from base 162 to 548 and encodes 128 amino acids. The transcript has 5 exons. Gene Ontology annotation, cellular component: nucleus; NuA4 histone acetyltransferase complex. The record is from RefSeq and is a predicted model, not a curated record. Lineage: Eukaryota; Viridiplantae; Streptophyta; Magnoliopsida; Ericales; Balsaminaceae. Gene Ontology annotation, biological process: regulation of transcription by RNA polymerase II.